Molecule: messenger RNA, 1354 nt
Organism: Helianthus annuus (common sunflower)
Lineage: Eukaryota; Viridiplantae; Streptophyta; Magnoliopsida; Asterales; Asteraceae
Product: F-box protein CPR1
Exons: 1
Coding region: 73-1095 (340 amino acids)
Molecular function (GO): protein binding
Source: RefSeq, a predicted model, not a curated record
UAAUAACUCGAGGAGUGAGAUUCAAUAAUCUUAUCCCAUAUUUACUUAGUUUGCCAUUCUGAAGUGCUAUAUAUGCACCACAAGUUAUUCAUCUCCACCAUCAAAUCAAAAUCCCAUUUUAUUACAACAAUGUCAGACGUUCCAACGGAUGUACUCGUUAACAUUCUCUCGCGCUUGCCUGUGAAGUCUCUUCUCCGGUUUAGAACCGUCUCCAAACCCUUGUGUGCCCUAAUUGACAGCCCUUACUUUGUCAAUCUUCAUAGGCAACGACAAUCCAUGAAAACCGACAAAGUUCUUGUUUUUUCUAGAGGUGUCGGUUCCUCAACUUCCGCCAUUUCUUUCUGUUUCGAUUCACUUCCAACUACUGUUCGGUUGGAACCUCCUAUUGAUAGGACUCUUUUCCCGUACAUUAUCGGCUCUUGCCAUGGGUUUAUAUGCUUUUGUAGUUGGCCAAUGGGUCGGGUAAUUCUAUUGUGGAACCCGUCAACCCGAAAGUAUAGAGAGGUACCCGCAUCACUAGACUACCCACCGAUUAACAAUGUUCUAAAGGCGGUUGACCAAGUAGGUUAUGAUCACGUAAACAAUGACUAUAAGGUGGUGAGAUUGACACAGUCUGGCGACAGUGUGCGGUUAGAUUCGAAAGUUUUUGUUUACAGUCUGAAUUUUGAACGGUGGCUACCUGUGGAACAGACAUUUCCUUACGAUUUUCUCCUUGUGAGUUGUAGGGGUCAAGGUGCUUGUGUUAGUGGUGCAGUCCACUGGCUGUUAAAUCAAAAACCCGAUUCGGAUAACGAUUACUUGAUGGUUAGUUUUGACCUUGCUAGUCAAAGCUUUCAAUCGGUGCCACUACCCGAGUUUUUUAAUAAUUACGAGAAUAUAGAUAUAGGAGUAUUUGAAGGAUGUCUUUGUGUGGUUGGUAGUGGUGGGUAUUGUGUGGAUGUUUGGGUAAUGGGAGAAUAUGAAGUGAAGGAAUCAUGGAGCAAGUUGCUUGCAUUGACAUCAAGAAAUCUAAAAAACGGAUGUUCCGUGCUCAGUCUCCUCUGUCCACGUUUGUUUACCAGGAUAGCCUUGCUUAGCUUAGAAAUGAACAAAUAGUUUACAUGAAAGAUGCUGUGCUCUAAGUUUUUCUUUUUUGUGCCUUUUUGUCGCCUUUAUUUCCUUUUAUCGUCGCGUGCCUUGUGUGUGUGUGUAUAUGGAUGGUUUUCAUGUGAUAUAUAACUAACUAUAUAGUUAAUCGAAAUCUUAAAAUCUUAGAAUCUUGCUGCAUUUACAUAAAGUGAUGGGAUAUCUUGUUAUUGUUUUCAACUUAUAACGUGAUAGCAAAUUUUAGUCUUACUGUAGCAUGAUUUGCAUG